Molecule: messenger RNA, 928 nt
Organism: Humulus lupulus (European hop)
Lineage: Eukaryota; Viridiplantae; Streptophyta; Magnoliopsida; Rosales; Cannabaceae
Exons: 2
Coding region: 36-431 (131 amino acids)
Source: RefSeq, a predicted model, not a curated record
UUCAAUCUUUCUGCCCUAGAUCAAUAAAGGAAAACAUGGUCUGCAAGGGAAAGAAGUCUGCAAAGAAGGCAGAACCCAGUGGAAGAGAGUACCGUCAACGGAAGCAAUGGACGCCACCGUCCCCGAUGUUCUCCGACGACUUGGGGGAGGAGAAACUACACAACAGAAGAAGUAAUAAGCAUGGACAUAGUCGCGAGAAGGAGUCACUUGAGUGUUACAUUAUGCAGCGACCGAGGAAACAAGAUUUCAUCCCUCUAACCUCAGAGUCCAGUGAGCACGUCCAUAUUCCUCAGGAGAAGAGGGGGAAGUGCAUGUAUAAAGUUCACCAUCUAAGAUCAAGCCAAGGAAGAGGGAGGAAUGUCAGUAUGUUGGAUGAGGACUCCAUAUCUGAAGAUGGAGUUGUGGAGGAGCCCACCAUUUACAUGGGGUGACAACUUUUUCAGGCUACCACUAUGUCCAACAUGCAGAAAAUUCUAGAGCAGCUUGUGAAGUUUAAUGAUACACUGUCAACCGUUGGUGCUAUGCUGGCAGGGAAGACUGACAGUGGAACCUUGACCACCGCUCACGAUGGUGCAAGCAAUGCGUCCAAGCUGUUUGAGCCUAAGGCCCCCCUGCGUUGAUCACCCAGGCUCAACUCGGGUAAGGAGCGUUAAUCAAGUGACUGUUGCUAUAUGCUUGCUAAAAUAUAUGCUAUUUUAGUGUGACAAAUUUAUAAUAGACAUGUCCUCUAGUAAGGGGGUUACAUUUGGGUAUUUGAGUAAAUACCAUGGUAUGUUUUGGUGAAUCAUCUAUCUUUUGGACUAUUGGGGAGAGUAGCUUGUCUACUCCAUCAAAAUGGUCAGGAUUUGAGAUUCAGUAAUGUAAUAGACAUUUUACGGGGUUCUAUAUGAACAAGUUAAUAGUUGAUAUGUUUAAGAUCCAUGUGUGC